CUUCGUCGGCUUUUCGUCGUUGCGAUUCGUGUCGGCCUGUCGCGUGUUAGUGCGUACUGCUGAACAGCUUCAUUGCGACCACAACCUGAUGCUUUGCAUCAGUUCGACCUGGUGAGCGCAGACUAAACGUUCGAGUUGAGCGGUUAAAUAGGUGCAAGUAUCCUAACAUAGUAGUAGCACAAAAAAAAAAAUUGUAUAAAAUCCUCAGUCAAGUGAAAGUAACCAGUAACUCUGCACGCAGCAUUCAAUAUAACACGGUAACAAACGAAAGCACGCUGACGGUCCGGAAAGGAAUUUCAUAUUUUGCACGAGAAACUUGUUGACUAUCUGCAUUGUCUACAAUAAAGUUAACUUUUGCUGUUGUUGGCGUUAUUAUUGCUGCUGGUUUUCAAUGUUGGCAUAGAAAUUUUCACUCGACAUUUCACACAAUUCGCUAACAUAUGGCAGCUUUUGUGCCAGCAUCACUGUAUGACAAUAUGCAAAACGCUUAUCGCCAACUUAGCCGUAAUGAGGCAGCAGCUGUUGAAUGGUGGGCCCAUUAUCAUGGCAUGCAAUGUACAACCACAACAACAGCAACAGCAGCAAGGCGAACAGCACAACUCAUUAAGGCAACAAUGUAUUAGGCCACAGCAAGAGCAAGAGCAACAGCAACAACAAGCACAAUCAACAUCUCUGCAAGAAGACCAUCAAGAACAAGUACAAUCUCUGCAACAACAACAACAAGCGAUAGAGCAGCAUCAAGCCAGGGCAGAAUGGCAGCAAUUGCCGCAGCAGCAGGAGCAAGAGUCGACGAUGCAACGGCAGCAACAGCAGCAACAGCAGCAACAGCAGCCAACCAGCAGCUGGCGUUGCUCGUUGCAUGCAACAAUUAAUUGGUUGCAUCGUCCGGCUACAAGCGUCACGUUGAUGUUGCAAUUGCUGUUGUUGCUGUCGAUAAAUACAGCGGCACGUGGCGAAGGCAAUGUCGGUUGCCAAUUUGUGCGAACACUUUGCCUGCAGGGGAGCGAGGUCUGUUUUGAUGAUAACAUCUUUGGAAAAUGUAUACCAACGACUGGCGUAGAUGUGGAGGACAUUGAAAAGACACCGCUCACUGAGGAGCAAUCACGUACACUCGCCACUAUGUUGGAGGAGUUGCAGGGCGCCGGACUUGGCUGGGAUCAUCCCUAUGUACAAUGCCGCAUACAAGGAACACUCUACUCACUCCAGAAACAGACCCAACUACCACCGAAUCUUUGCGCAAACUUGGCACCCACACCUACCGAUAUCGACCCGGCCGGCGCUAUGGCUUUUGUACGCUUCACACCACCCGAACAAGAAUAUGUGGAUGGUGGAUAUUUCUAUCCGCCGCUAAAAAAGCAACAGCGACCACAACAACGGGCUGAAGAUGGCAAUAGUCUCAACACCAUUUUGCAUGAGUUGCAGCUGCAGGAGCAACGUCAACUGCGACACGAUCCGCUAGAACUGGCAUAUUUCGAAAAAUCGGAUGCACAAGAGCCACCACAACUCACACCGAAUAUAAUGGAGACCUAUCUGGAGAACGAACGUGCACGCAUACAACGCGAACAACUGGAGCAAGCAGCGGAGUUGGAAGCGGCACAGGAAAAUGCAAUGCGCAAUCGUUUAGAACUCUAUCAGAUGUUGGCCGCCUCAGAACCAGAUCCGCAGCCGUAUCAACGUAAACCGAGUAGCGCAAUUGAGAAGUUGGAACAAGUGGUAGAGCGCGAACGUGAGGCUGCGGCACGUGUACUACCAUCUACGCAACAACAACCAGUUAUUGUGCCGGAUGAGUUGUCGAAUGAUUCUAACGAAUUGUAUUUCCCUGAACGUUUUAGCUCUUUCAAGCGUAUUUCGAACAAAGCAGCAAUGAAAGCUAACGCUAAGCCGGUGCAACGUUCAUUCUUUCGUGAGUUGGCCGCAGAGCAAGGUUUGCCGCAGGAACCGUUAUUAAAUAAUGACUUCACUGCAAAUGCAAUUGAUGAAACCGACCAAAUGUUGUUGCCAACCUACAAACGUACGAGUGCAAAUGAUUUCGCCAACGAGUCCGAACGCAAGCAAUUGGCUUUCGAGGAAAGUCUCAUACGCAACUCUUUGACACCGUUCGAAGAGGAAGCGAUGCUUUCCUCGAAUACUUAUGCGCGUAAUGCACAGAAACCGCGACCAGUCUUUACGGAGGGUGGUCUCGUCUAUGUGUCCGAGGAUGAGGAGGAGGUACGCAAAGCCAAAGCACGUGAAUUGCUCGAAAGCAUGUUUGGUUUUACACGACACGAACGUUUGGAUGUGAAGAAACCGGGUCCAUUAAUCGGACCGCCACCAAAUGCUGUGGAAUCAAAGGAUACGCAAAAUAAAACCGAAGCUGUAAAUGCUGGCAAUAAGGAAGUGCUGCCGGCACAUAUUAAAGGCAGUAAAGAGGGCAGUAAGAAGAAGAAAGUGCUGAAGGAUCACUCCGAUGAAGAUCAUGCUCCGCACACGGUCGACACCGAAUAUGCGCAUGUGUUCGUAAAGAACCCUAUCGAUAGCUGGAGUGACGGUGUGCGGAUCAUGAACGAAUUGGCCAAUAUACUACAUAUGCAAGGAUACUUUACCUAUUUAACCGUUCAACCGCACGAAGUCUCUUUCCGGGUGGACUCAAACAACCCGGAACACAAGACCGCCGCUGACAUAGCGCGCGCCAUCAACGACAAUCGCGGCGUCAAGAAUAACAUACUACGACGUCUGGGCUUCACCGUACUGCAUGCCGGUGUGGGCGAUAAGAUCAAAGACGAUACGGAUGGCGUUUCGUCAUCGCGCAUCGAACUCGCCGAACAAGGACCCGAUGUGACGCAUAUUAUGGCAUAUAUGUUUGCCGGCGCUGGCGCUGCUGCUGUCAUCGUGAUUUUCAUAACACUCAUCUUGAUAAAGCGACAUGACAAGAAACGCGAUAAACUGGGUGGUUUACAAUCGGGCAUCGGUGGUGCAGAGAGUUGCAGCAAAGACUAUCAGGAUCUGUGCCGUGCACGCAUGGCCGGCAAGAGUAGCGCACCCGAACCGGUAGCAAGUGGUCGCAUAACAUCACUAAGCAAGGAAAACGAUCGACCGCCGUCAUCACGCUCGAGCACCUCAUCGUGGAGUGAGGAACCGGCGCUAACGAAUAUGGACAUCUCUACCGGGCAUAUGGUUUUGUCUUACAUGGAGGAUCAUUUACGUAAUAAGGGCCGUCUGCAACGGGAAUGGGAGGCUUUGUGCCGCUAUGAAGCUGAGCCGAGUGCACGCGAUGCCGCACAACAACCGCAGUGCGCUAAUUUGAAUCGACCAGGCGCUCCAUUACCUUAUGAUCACUCGCGUGUUGUGCUGAAUCACUUGGCCAACGCUGAGGGUUUGGAUUACAUCAAUGCUUCGACUAUUACCGAUCACGAUCCACGUGCGCCGGCCUAUGUCGCCGCUCAAGGACCAUUACCCACGACCCUGGCACAUUUCUGGCAAAUGAUUUGGGAACAAGGUGCUGUUGUUAUUGUUUCGCUGUGUCGUUUACAAGAGAAUGGCGAAAUCGCUUGUGCACGCUAUUGGCCGGAGGAGGGUGCUGAGGUUUAUCACAUCUACGAGGUUCACUUGGUCAGCGAGCACAUUUGGUGUGAUGAUUACUUAGUACGCUCUUUCUAUUUGAAAAAUUUGCGAACCAGCGAAACACGAACAGUGACACAAUUCCAUUUCCUCUCUUGGCCACAAGGUGGAGUACCGGCGCAAGCUAAGGCCUUAUUGGACUUCAGAAGAAAAGUAAACAAGUCCUAUCGCGGCCGCUCAUGCCCCAUUGUGGUGCAUGGCAGCGCCGGUGCCGGCCGAACUGGCGCCUACAUACUGCUCGAUCUUGUAUUGGGACGCAUGAAUAAGGGAGCACGUGAAAUCGAUAUCGCCGCCACAUUGGAACACUUGCGCGAUCAACGUGCUGGCCUCGUGGCCACACGACAACAAUUCGAAUUCGUGUUGAUGGCCGUGGCCGAAGAGGUGCAUGCGAUACUGAAGGCGCUACCGGCAAAUCAAUCGAAUGAGAAACGUGAAUUGGAGGCAAAAGAAACGACAACCGGCACACUGAAGGAAGAGGAAGCGGGCAGUGAAGAGGCAGCGGUGGCAACAACAUCCAAAGCGACGAAAGAGACAGCGGUCAAGCCAGCAGCACCGGCAGCGACAGCAACAACAGCUGGUGCAAAAGAGAAGGGCGAACAACAGCAACAGCAGAAGAAUGGCGGUGGCGAGAAGGAGCGCGAGAAGGCCGGCAAAGCGGAGGCCAAGGAGUCGAAAGCCGCACCAGCAACGCCAGCAAAGACACAGGCCACCACAACAGCAGCGGUAAAGAAAAAGUAAACGUGCUAAACGGCGGCGGCGGUGUGUGUUGAGUAGCGCGCGUAUGUUGCGAGCGCGCGGCGGAGCGGUUGUUUAUUUAUGCAAAUUUUCUUUUUACACUGUGAAGUGUGUUGGUUACUUAGCAGAAAGCGAUUAUAAUGACAUGGUUUAUAUGUAGACUAACAGUUAGUGUUAUAUUUUUCGUAAAUACAGUUAAUUUACAGGCGCGUGGUAUGCUGGCGUGUUCGAAACGGGCUAAAUUUGGUUGGCUAGAAGCAGGAUUUUUUUCAUAAAUUUUUAAGCUAUCAAAAUUUUUUUUUAAAUUUCAUACAAAAUACAAUUAUAAUGUUAAAUUGUUUCCGUAAACUGUGCGUAAAACAAGUUGUAUGCCAAUUUAAUUAAUAAUAAAAGUAUAAACACACACACCCAUACACUUGAGUUCAGUGUGUCGCGCCGGCGCUGCACUUUGCUGUCCGAUUAACGCGUCGCUGCUUCAACAAAAAUCAUUACAAUCCAGCCCAUUGGAGCGGUACGUCUUAUGAGAGUAAAUGACGCAUGCGUGACCAACAAACUGAACGUCACACACACACGCACACAUAUAUACAUAUAUAUAAAUACAAGCUUAAUUAAAGCCAUAAUAAAAUGCGUUUAGAUUUAGACCGCAAGCAACAAACCAUAAACAAUUAUUUAUUAAAUAUUAAGCAAAUACAAAAUAUUGUUAAACAUAUGUAAAGUUAUCAUACAAAUACAAGAAAUUAUAAAUGUUUAUUUGCAAAAUGGAGAAAAAACAAAAACAAAACCAAAAUUAAUAAUUAAUUAUAUAUAUAUAUAUCUGAGUAUAUAUGCUAUUGUGCAAAAAAUAACUGUAUUAUCGAUGUGCAUGGUCAACUAUUUGAAAUAACCGCGUAUAUAUGUACAAGAAAAUGCACUAACAACAACAAAAACAAGUUUUUCAACAAACAUUCCUGCUAUAAACAGCAACACAGCCAACAUUUCAAGACAUUACCGUUAGCAAAUAAUUUUUAUCCUUACUUGUACACCACAAUUCUUUUAAAUGUUAACUCUAACCACAACAACAACAUACAUGUCUAAGUGUUAUUUGUAAAUUUUUAGCAAAAAUGCAAUUAUAUUUUUUUGUGAUGUGCAAAAAAUAUUUUAAAAAAUCUCUACACUUGAACCUAGUGGGUAUUUACAACAACAAAUAUGUACAUGUUUCAAUGUCUUCUCAAUACGUUAAAUACAUACAUACAUAUAACAAAUGUCAUACAUAUAUCAGUGUAAUGUGUACCUUACUACAUACAAAAACAAAUAUCAAAACUAUUCAAAUAUUUAUGUGCAAAAACAAAUAUUUACACAAUGUAUUAACCUUAAAAAAGCAUAUUUACAAAUACUUAGAGUAACCUUAUAUAUGUAUAUGCAUAUAAAUAUAAAUAUAUAUUUACAAAAAAAUCACACUCCAAUAUUAUGUAUGUAUAAUUGAAAAUACCACAUCAGAUGCAUUCCGCGCUCAAGUUGUUAUGAGAAAUAUAUAUUUUUAUGUUACUUAAAUUAUUUGUGUGUAUAUAUAUGUACAUAUUUUAACUAAAUAUAUAACUACUUAAAACCAAAAACUUUCGAUGUAAUGUAAGCUUUCAAGCACAAAAGCAAAAGCAUAGCUAACUGUAAAAUCACAAACUAGCACAAGAGCUUAUAAUAAACAAAAGCACGCAAAAUUUUAGAAGUCAAGUGAAAGCUUUCAUCAAUAGUUAAAAAAUAAGUGAAAGCUUUCAGCAAUAAUUGAAAAAAAGUGGAAGCUUUCA
This is a messenger RNA of Bactrocera dorsalis (oriental fruit fly), 6113 nucleotides long. It is a transcript of the gene IA-2, whose product is annotated as receptor-type tyrosine-protein phosphatase N2. Gene Ontology annotation, biological process: protein dephosphorylation. The coding region runs from base 469 to 4335 and encodes 1288 amino acids. The transcript has 11 exons. NCBI's taxonomy places the organism in Eukaryota, Metazoa, Arthropoda, Insecta, Diptera, Tephritidae. Gene Ontology annotation, molecular function: protein tyrosine phosphatase activity. Gene Ontology annotation, cellular component: secretory granule. The record is from RefSeq and is a predicted model, not a curated record.